Molecule: messenger RNA, 2664 nt
Organism: Perognathus longimembris pacificus (Pacific pocket mouse)
Lineage: Eukaryota; Metazoa; Chordata; Mammalia; Rodentia; Heteromyidae
Gene: Kmt5a
Product: lysine methyltransferase 5A
Exons: 8
Coding region: 131-1189 (352 amino acids)
Molecular function (GO): histone H4K20 methyltransferase activity; protein binding
Source: RefSeq, a predicted model, not a curated record
CAGAGAAGCGGGGGACCGCGCCAAUCAGGGCGAGCAGCUGCAACUCCGCCGAGCAGUUGGGCUACAGUUGUUUUAACUUUUUCGAAAGCUUGGUUUCCCGGGAGAUCCCCGGCGGUGACAGUGCCGGGCCAUGGCUAGAGGCAGGAAGAUGUCCAAGCCCCGCGCGGUGGAGGCGGCGGCGGCGGCGGCGGCGGUGGCAGCGACGGCCCCGGGCCCGGAGAUGGUGGAUCGGAGGGGCCCGGGGAGGCCCCGCACCGACGGGGAGAACGUGUUUGCGGGGCAGUCAAAGAUCUAUUCCUACAUGAGCCCCAACAAAGGCUCUGGAAUGCGUUCCCCCCUUCAGGAAGAGAACUCAGUUGCACAUCACGAAGUCAAGUGCCAGGGGAAACCAUUAGCCGGAAUCUACAAGAAGCGAGAAGAGAAAAGAAAUGCUGGGAAUGCAAUACGAACUGCCAUGAAAUCAGAGGAACACAAGAUCAAAGAUGCCAGGAGAGGUCCCCUGGCACCUUUUCCAAACCAAAAAUCUGAAGCAGCAGAACCUCCAAAAACUCUACCCUCUUCCUGUGAUCCUACCAAUGCAGCUGCUGCCAAGCAAGCCCUGAAAAAGGUUCUCAAAAGCAAACCAGCUCCUCGGAAAAAAGCUCAAGGAAAAACGCAACAGAACCGAAAACUCACAGACUUCUACCCCGUUCGAAGGAGCUCGAGGAAGAGCAAAGCUGAGCUGCAGUCGGAAGAAAGAAGGAGGAUAGACGAGCUCAUUGACAGCGGGAAGGAGGAGGGCAUGAAGAUUGACCUUAUUGAUGGCAAAGGCAGGGGUGUGAUUGCCACCAGGCGAUUCUCCCGGGGUGACUUCGUGGUGGAAUACCACGGGGACCUCAUUGAGAUCACUGACGCCAAGAAGAGAGAGGCGCUGUAUGCACAGGACCCCUCCACGGGCUGCUAUAUGUACUACUUCCAGUACCUGAGCAAAACCUACUGCGUGGACGCCACGCGAGAGACAAAUCGCCUGGGAAGACUGAUCAAUCACAGCAAAUGUGGGAACUGCCAGACCAAACUGCACGACAUCGCCGGAGUGCCUCACCUCAUCCUCGUGGCCUCUCGCGACAUUGAGGCGGGGGAGGAGCUGCUGUACGACUAUGGCGACCGCAGCAAGGCCUCCAUUGAGGCCUACCCGUGGCUCAAGCACUGAGCACCGCCCUCCUGCGCAGGACUAAGUGCCCUCAAAGGGAAAGGAUUUUUUUUACACAUUUAAUCUUAGCAGAUUACUUCAGAUGUUUUUUAAAAGAAAAAGUAUAUUAAGAUGCCUUCUCACUGUAGUAUUUAAUAUCUGUUACAGGUUCCUGAGUGGGCUUGAACAGAUGGCCUUAUAUUACCAAAACUUUUAUAUUCUAGUUGUUUUGUACCUUUUUUGCAUACAAGUGGAACGUUUGUGCUUCCCGUGCAUGCAGUCCAGGACUCAGCACAGGUUUUAGAAGGAAGAGUCAGACAUGAACUAGGAAGCUGGGCCAGCAUGCCUCACCCCUGUCCUGGGACAGGCAAGGGUGCAGCGCCCCAACCCAACCCAGCCUGGACGGGACGUCUCCAAGCUCUUGUUCUCCUCAUGUCUCGACAGGCGCACAUUGAAGUAUGAAUAUUUUUUAAAAAGGUUUCCCAGUAAGCUAGUCUUCCCCUCUGCUUUCUCAAAGCUUAUCAACCCAAGCCGGCCGAGAGCAUGGCUGGGCCCAUAUGCGCUUCCCCAUUGGCCUCUGCUCCAGGCCCCUCGCUCGCAGCUUCAGGGUGGAGGCCCCAGGGGCAAGGCACUGCUCCACACGCCUGGGCAGGCCUUCCUGAAAUGGGGUUCUUUAUAGAAAUGUGAACACUGAGUUUAUUUAAAAAAUAAUAAUAAAAACUUAAAAACAAAAAAAUUCAAAAACAAACCCACAGAAAACAACUUACAUGUAUAUAGGUCUUGCAGUGAGUGAAGUGGCUGCGUUUUUUUGUUUCAUUUGGGUUUUUUUUUGGGGGGGGGGUUUUGUAGAGGAGAAUGAGAUGGUACUCUAUUCUAAUCAAAAAUAAAAUUUUGUAGUGGGACCAGAAAUUACUUACCCAAUGCCCCACCCGCCCACUUGUGCUGGGUUGGAGCUCCUGGCCUGCUGUGGAGGCCUUCUGCCUGUCAGAACCCCUGGUGUCCUGUGAACACAGCCAUGAGCUGGAGCAGGACCCGAGGAGCCCCCCCCGGCCACCCCCGCCAGCCGUGGCCUGGGAUUGAGGGUACGCUCAGGUGUUGAGGGAGUGUGACAGCGGGUGGCGGGGGCUGCUUCCUCCCUCGCCAGUAGGGACCAGUUCUCUUAACUGCUCGCCUCCAGGCCAGGGCUCCUGCCUGCCCUGAGCCCAGGUAAAUGUGAAUAGAGACAGGUAUGAGAAAUGGCCCUUGUCCUCGAUCCCCCAUCCUGGACUUCACCACGGUGCUACCUAAGAAAGUCUUCCCCCCCCACCCCGCUAGCCUGGUCAGUGGUCAUCAGACUGGAGGAGGAUCCGAUGAGGGUGUGUAAAUGUGAGAUGAAAUGGCUUGGUUGUACCCAUUUGUGGUUUAGCUUUGUACUUAAGCAAACAAAAAAGGAAAUAAAACUUGAAAAUUAUUUGUCAUCAUAAAAAUGAAAAAAAUUAAAAUAUUUAUUGCCAGGC